UUUAAAGAGCAAUUGAACGUUCCAGAACUUAAAAGCGUAAUGCACGCAGCCCUGGUUCAGGAUACAUAAAAUAACCAGAGUGCCUAUUUAGUAGUAUUUGAGGAGACGAAACGUCAUACAUUUAUCUACGUAGCUAGCGCCCGUGAAUAUUUCAUGUUAGAUUAUCUUUAUUGAGUUUUGCUGAAACAGAAGUUUGUGUGCUCACAACGAUACUGAAAUUAGCUAACGUUGCUAGUUAGCACGCUAACGUUAGCUAGCUAGUAGUAGUGUCAACAAACUGAGAGUGACUUUACGUUAACGGGUUCAAGUAACUGCACAAAAGCGCGAUGCUGGUAACCGUUUUCUGCUGCCCCAAUGACCAUUCGGAAAUCACAUUUGCACUCGAUGUCUCUCCAGAGCUUGAACUCAGAGAUUUUGUUGCUCUGUGUGAAUUAGAAUCAGGAAUCCCUGCUGGUGAAAUUCAGAUCACAUAUGCAGAGCAGCCCCUAAAAGAUCUGACCUGUGCUUUAGGGACUUAUGGUCUGAAGGAUGGUGAUGUGGUGGUGCUCAGACAGGUAGAAAGACGGCAACCGCCAGCACAACCAGUCUUCCCAGGUCUGCCCCGUAUUGACUUCAGUUCCAUCGCAGUCCCUGGCACCUCUUCUGGUUCCAGUCAACGGUCAACCCGUAGACAGCAGCAACAGGCCCCGACCCCACAGCAGCAGUGCCCUCCACCCCCUGCUGCACCCCCAUCCCUAUUGGGCUCCACCUCCUCUCCUCCGGGUCUGGAUGACCCCGCCUUACUGCAGCAGAUGCUCUUGGCCAAUCCACACGAACUGUCGCUGCUCAAGGAGCGCAAUCCGCCAUUGGCUGAGGCCCUGUUGAGUGGAGACCUGGAGCGUUUCACCAAAGUGCUGUUGGAGCAGCAGCAGGAUCGAGCUCGCAGAGAGCAAGAGAGGAUCCGGCUUCUGACUGCCGACCCAUUUGACAUGGAGGCCCAGGCCAAGAUAGAAGAGGACAUCAGGCAGCACAAUGUUGAGGAAAACAUGACCAUUGCGAUGGAGGAGGCCCCAGAGAGCUUUGGCCAGGUGGUUAUGCUCUACAUCGACUGUAUAGUGAACGGAUACCAUGUGAAAGCUUUUGUUGACUCAGGGGCGCAGAUGACCAUCAUGAGUCAGGCGUGUGCUAAGCGCUGUAACAUCAUGCGCCUGGUGGACCGACGCUGGGCCGGCAUCGCCAAGGGAGUGGGCACCCAAAAGAUCAUUGGCAGAGUCCACUUGGCUCAGGUCCAGAUAGAAGGGGACUUCCUGCCUUGCUCCUUUUCCAUCUUGGAGGACCAGCCUAUGGACAUGCUGCUUGGACUGGACAUGCUCAAGAGACAUCAGUGUUCUAUUGACUUGAAGAAGAACACGCUACUGAUCGGGACGACGGGCACUGAGACCCGCUUUCUGCCCGAGGCGGAGCUGCCAGAGUGUGCCCGACUGGCGUACGGGCCGGAGGGCCCAGAGGACGCCCAGCCAGACGAGAUCGCAGACAGAGAGCUGGCGGAGGCACUUCAGAGAUCUGUUCAGGAGAGCGACACUGCAGAUGGACAAACUACCUCACCGGAACCCCCACCAUUCCCAAUGCCCAAACCCCUGAACAACAUGCCCCUGUCCCCUUCCCCCGGCCAUCCCCGGAGCCUUUUCCUGGACCGCUCCCAGUCUGCUCCAGCCUACAUGCGCCAGGCUGGGGCCCCAACACCAGGACCGAGCCAGAGCCAAACAGAGCCUGGCUUCCAGGGUCUCCCCAUCCCUGGACCCUCAUCCCAGGUCCAGAACACAGCACCUACAGCCCAACAGUCUCCUCUCUCAGGCCACAGCCCUACCAACCCCACCCAGCCCCUCCUUUCCACCAUCACCACUCCCCCGGCUCUGUCCACACGCUCCCUUCCUGCAGACAAGAUGGUGACUGGGACUCCCACCUUGGGAGAUUCAGCCAGUCAGAUCCCUUCAGCCACAGAGAUUGGGUGUGCCUCUGAGAAGGCAGGGAACAGCUCAGUGUUCCUCCACCCAAAGGAAAGCCUUACCACUCAGCCCAUGGAGCAGGAGGAGGACAUGUCAGACACCAUUACAGAUCACUGGACCUGUCUGAGUACCCCACAUCAGCAGAGUGAAGGGGGUUCCCAAUAUCCCCACCAGCCCGUCUCUAAUCCCCCAUCACUCACACUAGAACCCUGUCCUUUUGGAUCCACCUCUACGGAGAUCAAGUCUCCCCCUGCCUCCUCCCAGAACACUGUGCCAUCAGAGAGGGACCAGCCAGAGGGGAAGCGCUGUUCCUACUCAGACCAGAUCCCAUCUCUAGCUCAGGCCCUGCUGGAGCUCCAUGAGCUGCUGGUGUCUAACAGCCGUAGCCUGUCCCCUCAGGACCGCAGUGCCUCCUGCUCCCCCUCACACAGACAGAACGCUGACGGACUGGACGACAACCACAACCCCACCGUAGAGCCCCUCACACCUGAAAACAGCACCCAACCCUCCCCCUCUACUGCCAUUACAGCUGGUGCAGAACCAUGUGAUGCCAAAGCCAACCACCCUGCUGCUGUGUCUAACAGAGGACCUCCUCCUGACUGUGUCCUGCCAGGCUCCUCUGAGCAGAGCCUGGAGACCAGGACCGAGGCUGAACCAGGAGAGGGACACGGGGAACCAGAACCACAGUGUCCAAACAGCUCCUGGUGGGAAAGAAGGAGGGCAGAUGGGUAUGGGCUAGAUAACAGUAAAAGCAAAGGGACUGUGUCUGAAGCCAAAGGCCCCUCUUCACUUCAAGCAGACCUGGUGUUCAGGGAGCCCCCUGAGGGGCAGCAGGGGAGGGGUGUGGCAGAUGGGAGAGCCUCUGGCAAUGACAACCCUAACACACUCAACCUCCAACCUGACACAACACAGCAGAGCCCCCUGUCCAUGGCUGCUGGCUUACCUGGGGAGGAGUCUGGCGUUUCACCUCUUCCUCAGGCCCCGGACCACCCCUCCUCAGCCCCUCUCAUGUCUGCUCCACGUCUCUUUACCGAUGAUCACAUCCAAAGGAUCCAGGCAGCUGGCUUCUCUGCCAGGGAGGCUGCGGAGGCACUGGAACAGGCCCAGGGCAGUGUGGAGCUGGCUCUGCUGGCACUACUGGCCCGCAAGAUCACUGUGCCCACCUAGACACGCACAAUAUUGCAAUCAUGUAAGAGUCCUAGCCUCUGUCAACAUGGGUUUAAUCUGUGCUCUUGUCUUAUUGUUGAUGGUGACAUCUGAAUUCCCUGGCCUCACAGCUACUUCAUGCUGAAGGGGAAAUGCUGUCAGUCUCUUGGUUUCUCACAGACCAUACAACCAACUGUUAUUUGUUCUGGAUUUAUCCGAUAUGAUCUGAGGUGUGUUUGAUUUGGUGCCUCAGAAGAAACAUGUUAUGUAUUUUAUAGAUGGGCUUUAGUAGAUUGAUUUCCUUUACCCCCCCCCCAACUCCGUAUAUACAUACAGUGCCUUGCGAAAGUAUUCGGCCCCCUUGAACUUUGCGACCUUUUGCCACAUUUCAGGCUUCAAACAUAAAGAU
This is a messenger RNA of Oncorhynchus mykiss (rainbow trout), 3540 nucleotides long. RefSeq lists its product as uncharacterized. NCBI's taxonomy places the organism in Eukaryota, Metazoa, Chordata, Actinopteri, Salmoniformes, Salmonidae. The record is from RefSeq and is a predicted model, not a curated record. Gene Ontology annotation, molecular function: aspartic-type endopeptidase activity. Gene Ontology annotation, biological process: proteolysis.